This is a messenger RNA of Perkinsus marinus ATCC 50983, 300 nucleotides long. RefSeq lists its product as hypothetical. Lineage: Eukaryota; Perkinsozoa; Perkinsida; Perkinsidae. Bases 1 to 300 code for a protein of 99 amino acids. The transcript has 3 exons. The record is from RefSeq and is a predicted model, not a curated record.
AUGGACGACUUCGUAGUAGCCGGUGAGGCCCCCGUGCUUGAUGUCGUCGAACAGUUGCUUUUGCUGGGUUGGGAACUGUGCGGUUUCAAUUGCCCUGAUGCGAAGCGAUCCCUCUAUGAGAAUCAGUCGAAGUUGAGCUCCUCGGCUGAACGAUUAUCGCUUGGGGACAAGGCUGUUCUCUUCAAUCCGGGUAAGAUCGGUGGAUCUCGAGAGUCCAAGCUCUCUGGUUGUGCCGCACAACUUGUGCGUCCGGGCCUUAUUAUGUGCUCGAGAAUGUUGGGGAUCAAUGCUAUCGUCUAA